Messenger RNA from Lineus longissimus, 6174 nucleotides. RefSeq names its product tyrosine-protein phosphatase non-receptor type 9-like. Gene Ontology annotation, biological process: protein dephosphorylation. Gene Ontology annotation, molecular function: protein tyrosine phosphatase activity. The coding region runs from base 347 to 2464 and encodes 705 amino acids. The record is from RefSeq and is a predicted model, not a curated record. Lineage: Eukaryota; Metazoa; Nemertea; Pilidiophora; Heteronemertea; Lineidae. The transcript has 12 exons.
GUAGAGGAUGGAUUCCUGCUGAAAUUUGGAAGCGCUCCGAACUUGUAUGUUAUGCCAAUGGAGAGUGAAUUUUUAAUGAUCCAUGCUGUGUCAGCAUCAUAAACACAGAUCGGUUGUUGGAAGGAACGUUUCCUGUACCAUGCUUUAUGUGGGUUAUAUUAGGAGAGGAGACUGAAUGACAAACACCGUUUCUGGAACUGUGGAUUUUGAACUGUGUGUGUGUGUGUUGGAUGUACAUGGAUACUGGAAGUAAAGUAGGGAAAUUGCAUGACUCACUGGUCCUACUAUAGAUUCGUUUUGAUUAGUCUGUGGAAGAUGGUUGCACUGUAAUGUGCGUGGAUUAACCAUGGACACCAUGGAUGUGGAAUCAGUAGAUGGAUUGGAAGUCGUCACAGCUGCAGAGGAGGGCAGUAGUGCAUCGUUGUCUGACUCCAUAGAUUUGGAUGACAUACAGAAACAGGAGGCCACAAAGAAGUUCCUCGAAGAUGUAACUCGGCAGCAUCCAGAACUGGGACCAAUACCAUGGACAACCGGCGUCAAGUUCUUGAUGGCACGCAAGUUUGACGUCAAGCGAGCCAUAGAACUUUACCAUGCUCAUCAGGACACACGAACGAAAGAAGAUUUGAUUCUCAUCGAUCCUCAGGAGCCGAGGCUGCGUCGGGAACUGUUCACAGAGAAAUUCACCAUUUUGGCAUCUCCAGAUUCAAGUGGGGCUUCCAUAGCGUUAUUCACCGCUCGACGUCACCGACCAUAUCAGACAACCCACCGAGACACGCUGAAGGGGCUCGUCUUUCAACUAGACACUGCACUCGAAAGAGUGGAAGCGCAGCGAAAUGGCCUUGUCUUCAUUUAUGACAUGACAGAAUCAAAAUACAACAAUUUUGAUUACGAACUCAGUAUCAAGAUUCUCAAUAUGCUAAAGGGUGCAUACCCAGCAAGAUUGAAGAAGGUAUUAAUCGUUACUGCGCCACUUUGGUUCAAAGCUCCAUUCAAGAUUCUACGGUUGUUUGUUCGCGAGAAGUUGAGAGAUAGGGUACACACCGUGAACAAAGAACAGCUUCCAAUACACAUCCCCUUGGAGUCUCUUCCACGAAGUCUGGGUGGUUUAGCUGAGGUCAACCACCGUGAUUGGCUUCGACACUGUUUACUAACUCUAUCAAAUCUCAAUAUGGAUCCAAACUGUGUAGAGACGUUCUUUGCGAACGCUACCCAUGACACUGCGGUUAUAAAUAGCCCAUCGCCGACAGGAAGUGAAAAUUUCACAAUAAGUGAUAUGGAGUCCGAGGACUCGCAUGAGACAGUGCCGGAGAAGCAUAACAAUGAGGACCGAGAAAAGGAGGUCGAAGUCGAAAAAGAGGACAAUUUGAAUAAAAAAAUGAACGGGGAAGGUGUGAUUGAGGACACGCCUCCUUGUAAACGUGGCUCUGAUACCUCGCCGUCGCAAUCUGGUGACCAGGCGCACGGAAAUCUACCUCGAAAGAAACGACCUUCUUCUAAUAUGUAUGAGGACUCUAUACACAUGCCAGAAGCGGGUGGCAUGACUGUUGAAGAGUUGGUAAAAUAUGUGCGACAGAGACGAAAAAAUGGACUCGUAGCUGAAUAUAUGUCCAUCAAAUGUGAACCGCCCGCGGGGACAUUUUUAGAGGCAAAGAAAAAACAAAAUGCAUGUCGGAAUCGCUAUACAGAUGUGUUAUGUAUGGACCAUUCACGUGUGAAGCUCACGAGGCAAUCGGAGGACUAUAUCAAUGCUAACUUUGUAGAUGGAUACAGACAGAAAAAUGCCUAUAUCAAUACACAAGGACCAUUACCCAAGACGUUUCCAGAUUUCUGGGAUAUGAUCUGGGAAGAGUCUGUGGUGACCAUUGUUAUGACAACAAGGACAAUAGAGCGCAGUCGAAUCAAAUGUGGCCAGUAUUGGCCAAAGGAAGAGGAGACAGCAGAGCAGUAUGGUGACUUUGUGGUUAUAAACUGUGGCAUAGAAAAAACAAGGGACUAUACUGUUACAUCGCUGGUGCUACAGAAUGUUGGGACCGGAGAGUCCCGAGAAGUGACCCACCUUCAGUUCACCAGCUGGCCUGACUAUGGUGUGCCGAGAACCGCUGCAGCAUUCCUUGACUUCCUAUUCCGGGUUCGACAAUGCCAACAAGAUGCCAUGAAGAGACUAAGUGAGGUCUGGACGGGCCAUCCACUCGGGCCACCUAUUGUGGUGCACUGUAGUGCAGGCAUUGGCAGAACAGGCACAUUUUGCACCAUUGAUAUCUCGAUUCAUCGUCUCGCAGACAUCGGAACGGUCGACGUGGAGAAAACUGUCCGUCGUAUCCGAAGCCAACGAGCUUUCAGUAUACAGAUGCCCGACCAGUAUGUCUUCUCUCAUUUAGCGCUUCUAGAACACGCCCAACGCGAGGGGUUAAUCGGUGACAUAGACUUGGAAGGAUUUGAGGAGCGCGAGAGUGAAAGUGACUAAAAUUGUAGACAAUUUACAAUGGCUUUCAUGACUGUACAGCUGGUUGUAGCAGGCAUCAUAUUCCGUGAAAUUCUGGAAUUUUAUUGCACAUAUUCCAACCCUAGCCAUUGGGCGACUUUAUGACGAAGUGCUGCGUGAUAAUCACGUCGCCAGACAAUUUUGAUAAUUCGUAGUUCAGUUCAAUGUAUUUUUGCUUAGGCCAAGGCAAAAAAUAUGUUAGAUGAGUGUCUUCUGCACCGAAACUCAACCUGCCCAGAAUAAAGCUGAAGAACUAAGAGAAAAUGUUCGGAAAUCGUGGCAAAGUUUUGACGGAUUCUGUUGCUUGUAUUUAUGGGAUUUGUUCACAAUCUCCCUCAAAAGGAUGCUAAUCUAGUAUGUAGUUUUACUUGGCCUUAUACUACCUUCGAAUGGUAGUGUGAAUCGUUUUCUCAGUUAAUGGGCAUUGUGAAUUUAAGGUCAGUUUUGUGUGAGUCAAACUUGAAGUUGAUGUGUAUUGAGUGAUGGAAUGAGACCAACUCAUUUUAAAGAUGUACCAUAUUGUAUUUAUGUAAGAAUGAAGAGGGAUGAAUGUAAAUUGGCUUAUUUUCUUUGAUUCGACAGUUCAACAAAUAAGUAUUGAGUUGGUGUAGCGCAUCUGUAAAUAACAUAAAAACGGGGUUGAAUUCUAAAUUUUUACCCUGGUUAUAUCAAGACAAACUAAAAUGAAGCGGUUUUAUACUGUUAACUGCCUAAUUUUCACAUAUUUUGCAAUCAAGAAAAUACAGCAAUGUAAUUCGGUUAGGUAUUCAAUGAAGUAGUUUACUUCGGUCGGUCUUCAGUGAAGUAGGUAUUAAGUGAACAAGUUUACCAGUGUUGGUCUUCAUUGAACUAGUUUACUGGGGUUGGUCUUCAUUGAACUAGUUAACUGGGGUCAGUCUUCAGUGAACUAGUUUACUGGGAUUUGUCUUCAGUGAACUAGUUUACUGGGGUCAGUCUUCUGUGAACCAGUUUACUGUGGUUGGUCUUCAGUGGAAAAAUAUCUACCUGAACUUGGGUAAUGUACCAGGUCAAGGAGAUCAUUUCAAAUUCCUUAAAUUAUUCCCUGAAAUAUUGCAAUGUUUUUUUGCUGACUGUGCUCCAGGUAUCUGGGCUUAGACUUCUGUGUACAUGUAUCUUCAGAUGCGUAAGAACUUGGCAGUUCUCACUGAUCUGUGUUUCCAAUUCAAAGUCUUUACAGGAGAGGUGGUAUUAUGUCCCUUUCUCUUGAUUGUUGAUUGAUUAUUUCAGGGAAAUUAAAACUGUUGUACUUUGCAAUUUAAGCACUGUAAAGUGAAAUCACAGUUAUAUUUGAGUUUCCUUGCUCAGUUUGGUAUUUUACUUAUAGCAGUCAUUUGUUAAUGGGGAGUAGCAAGAUUCAAUGGCAAGCUGACACUGUUAUGUAUUUCCCAAGUUCUGAGUAGAGGGUGGGUCAUGGAUGCAUCGGAAAAUGGAGGAAGCUCUGAUCACAGAUGGUUGACGAGAGAACAUUAGCUAAAUGCGUUAUUUCAUUAUGUCAGUUACUUGAUGGAAAUCAGGGUUUGCUUAGAAUAGACAAAGUCACUCUCUUCUAAUAGAAAUGAUUUUCUGUGUCAUUUCUAUCUUUUGUAUCAAAAUUAUUUAUUUUAUUUUAUUUGUGUAUAUGUUAGGGUUCUGUCGGAAUUAUUGUGACUGUUGUAUAUAUUUCGUGAAUUGUAACAUAAAAACUUCAGGUUUAUUUGUCUUCUGCUGAUAACAUCCCUACUCGUCUUUUGUUUACUUCCAGAAUCGACCUUUUGGAGGGGCAGCCCAUUGUCACAUGUGCUGUAUUUGCUGUAUUUAUACUAUUUAAUUUGGUACAUUGGCAAUGCCAAUGACUUGUGCCGCUUUUGCUGUUUUAGACAUGUGGGUAAAAAAACAGGCAACACAGCCUUAGUUUGUUGCCUUUGGUGUACAUUUGUAAAGUAUACAUUUUCAUGCAUACAUGCAUUGCACCAAAACUGGUCACAUGGUGACAGAGGACAAACUUUGGACUGUCAGUAAGGCUGUUUACAUGACACGAAAAAAGUGUCACAUCCACAACAGAUCAAUUAUGCAAAAUGACCCUCACAAAACUGUUCCACAUCCACUUCUGUUCCAGAUUGAACUCUACUAUAUUGGAUGUAGGACAAUGAUUGAAUAAAGACUCAAUCUGGAACACAUUUCAUUUGCUGUUUUCAUGGAUGUUUUUAUCUAAUGUGGAUGUCAUGUUGAGCUGAUGUUGCUUUUUUCAUGUCAUGUAAACAGCACCAGUGACUGCCUUUACCGUUCUUACAGAUUUUACUUUAGGGGACCUUCUUGAGGUCCUGUGUGUAUGGUCAUUUAUGAGUGAUCUACUUUGAUCUAGGGUUAAGAAAUAUUGAAUUUUGACUGAAAAUGGAAGAAGUCUUUAGCUUUAUUUAUUUGCCAUUUAUCUAAAUUUUGGCACUAAUUAGAAACUGUGUCGAUAUUUACAUACAUUGUACCUUGCCACAUAUAACACAUCUUCAAGGCACUUGUUGUAUUGUUACUGUUUAAAUGCUCUUCCAUCCAAGCAUUUUAGGCAGCAAAUAAAUAUCUUAGGCGCAAAUAGAUACCAUAUCUUAGAAUUCUCUCAGUUACAAUUUACUUUGAUUUGGUUCGCUAGGCUGUCUGUCUGGUAUAGUUUUGUGUCAUGUACAGUCAAACAGUACUCUUUACCUCUGGUAAUUUGUGAAGUAUGGCUUAUAAAGUUAAACCCCUUCAAAGACUGCAGUUGAUAAUAGCUCACGUCUUUAUUUAUUAUAUGUAAAUGAGUCGGGCCAUUGUGCUCCCCUGGGAACGUUACUGGUAAAAGCAUUGUGGUUGAUUACGUGUCUAGUAGUAAAGAAUGCACCGUCUAUUCUCUGAUCAUUUCUAAUCUGACAUGUCUGAAAGGCAAGCCUGAAAAUAGUGAUUUUCAGACCUUGUGCUAGAUGAAGUGUCAGAAAAGGUUUAUUUCCUGCCUGACAUCCAGUCUUACUGACAUAGCCUCUUAUGCUAAUGAUAACUCCAGAAAAGUGAUUUUCAGUAUUCUUUUUCUGUUCAUUCUUGUCUGUCUGUUAUUGUCACAGUCAUAUUGUCCUUAUCGGCAUCAUGGUUCAUGUUCUUGUGUGUGUUGACUACAAUUUAGUAUUGAUGAGGCUGUAUUGCCCUCCAUCACUUCCAUAUUUGUAAUAAUGAAUCUCUUGACAUCACUGGUAUUGUAAAUUGUCAUGUAAUUUUCAUUGCAGGAGUAAUACUCCAUGGAAACUGAAUUACAUUGGGGAAACACAAGAUACACACUUUUGUGGGGUGUAAACUUGUCAGCAGUGAGAGAAUGCAUUUUUCGAUAUCAUAACUAUUUUAACAAUUUGCUUGUGAUGGUGUGAUGAAUGUACUAUAAAGUCUUUAUCCCUGAAGACUCUGCUUACGAUAAUUGCAUAGUUUGACUGCAAGAAUUCACAAAACAAUAUGAAUAAGUCCGAAAAAUUGUUGGAAAAUGACACCAACAGACCAACAGUAAUGGUGUAAACUUGUCUUCUUAAGGCAAUUUCUAAAUACUUUUUUUCUGUAUAAUAAUCUGUAAAUGAUUAUAGAUAAGUUAUAGGCCUACUACACAAACUAUUCAAAAGUUAGGUUUUGCACCAUAUGUGAGUAGAUGGUGAUGAAAUAAAAAUGAUAUAUUCUAUAUGGCACAA